Molecule: messenger RNA, 777 nt
Organism: Bacidia gigantensis
Lineage: Eukaryota; Fungi; Ascomycota; Lecanoromycetes; Lecanorales; Ramalinaceae
Exons: 1
Coding region: 1-777 (258 amino acids)
Cellular component (GO): membrane
Source: RefSeq, a predicted model, not a curated record
AUGUCUCAACAGAACCUGUCUUUCGAGUGUGCGAUUGUCACUGGUGGAGGUGGAGGGAUAGGACGAGCCAUCGCAGAAUGGCUUGUGAAACAGGGCAAGGAUGUGGUUCUCGUUGGACGGACGGAGUCGAAGCUUCAGCAAGCGGCUAGGGAAAUGGGAGCCUCAACCACGUAUUACACCCUGGACACCGGAGACGUCAAAGCAAUACCACAAUUUGUCCAGAAAGUCAUCAGAGAGCACCCAAAAGUCGACUGCCUUAUCAACAAUGCUGGCGUCCAACGUCCACUUGAUGUACACAAUUUUGAUCUUGCUAAAGCAGAUCAAGAAAUCGACAUAAACAUUCGCGGUCCUAUGCAUCUUACAAUCAACUUUCUUCCAUAUUUCAAGACCAAAAAGAAUUCCUUGAUAGUCAAUGUGACCAGUCUAUUGGGCUAUCUUCCUACAAGCGUCAUCAACCCAGUUUAUAAUGGUACCAAAGCUUGGUCGCACUUUUGGACAAUGAAUUUGCGAACGCAGCUGAAAGGUACCAACAUAAAAGUCAUCGAGCUUGCACCGCCAACGGUAGCCACAGAUUUGCACCGAGAACGCGAGAAUCCCGAUGACAACAAAAAGGACAAUAACGCGAAUACUUUGAGUAUGGAGGAGUACAUGAGCUUUACCACAAAGGACUGGAUAGCUGGCAAAGAGGUCAUAGGAGCUGGCAUGAGUCAGGGCGUCGUCGACAAAUGGUAUGAUCUGUUCGGUGAAGACUACGAGAAGGCGACUAGUACGGAGUAG